UUCUGGCGACUUCGUAUGGAGGAGCAAAACUGGUGCAUAUGUGGUGACAAAUGUGAGGUGCAAGAUGUCCCAAUAGAAAAUGCCUGUUGCCAUGAAAAGGAACCAAUUUUGAGGAAAAUUGAGGCGUACAACGAGGAACAUGGCGGAAACAUUCGGUGCAUCACCGAACAUCCCGGGUUCCAGUCCAAUUGCCUUGAUGUGUGGGUGCUACAGACUGCCUACUCACAUUACAAGCAGCAAUAUCGGGCGGCAGUAGAUGGAGAAACAAAUGAGAAAUAUAGAUACGUUGCCUAUCGUCAACUCGUCAGGUGGUGCUGGGGAUUCCUUGGGAAAAAGAAUCGAGUGCCCCUACCAGCAUGUGCUUUGGAGAAGAUCCGGUUAAGAUUUUAUGUUCUUGGGGAUGCAGUUGGUUUCAAAUACCCAACAUUGGAUGACUAGAUUUAUAGAAUGUAUCACAAAGCAUUCACUCGUGUUUAUUCAUAUCACCCAGUCAUGCCAGUGUCAUGCAAUACUUGUGCCAUUGGAUUGUUCAUGAACAUGAAUCUCUAUAGAUUUACACGGAUUCAACGAGUGGAUUUUCGUGAAGGCUGGAUGUAACAUGAUUUGGAGUAUCGCUUGUGUCUUUCGUUGUAGCUGUCAACAGCUUCAGCCUUAUUAGGGUGAUCAUAUGAGCUACAGAGUGCUGGUGGUAUGUAGAUAUUGUUGUCCUCAAAGUCAAAGUCUUUCUCUCUGCACUGGCGCUGAACUUCUACCAUCAACUUGUCGACAUAACCUGAAAUGAAAGGAAAAUUUUAUCUUGUAAAGCAUCUGUCAAGCACGAACCUAUAUUCACUCUUUGUCAUGUCUCGCACUCUUUGAAAACUUAUAAAAACUGUCUUUUUGUCACUGUUACCUUACAUGUAUUCUAGAAACAAAGGGUGAUAUGAAUAAAGACUUGUAAAUGCUUUUACUUCAGUUUUGUACAGAAAGGCCUAGUGUACUGUAUGGAGUUUUUAGUAAAAGCAUUUGCUA
This is a messenger RNA of Lineus longissimus, 1011 nucleotides long. RefSeq lists its product as uncharacterized. The transcript has 3 exons. Bases 16 to 438 code for a protein of 140 amino acids. Lineage: Eukaryota; Metazoa; Nemertea; Pilidiophora; Heteronemertea; Lineidae. The record is from RefSeq and is a predicted model, not a curated record.